Molecule: messenger RNA, 1987 nt
Organism: Synchiropus splendidus (mandarinfish)
Lineage: Eukaryota; Metazoa; Chordata; Actinopteri; Syngnathiformes; Callionymidae
Exons: 9
Coding region: 194-1684 (496 amino acids)
Source: RefSeq, a predicted model, not a curated record
GUGACUUCCUCCUCUGAUCUGAGAGCUGAGCUGCUGCGAGCUGGACUUUCACUCGUCUGUGAGCGGCGCGCGACACGCCCACAGCUCACCUGCAUACCUGAGCGAGCAGCCGCUGCUCUGGUCUGAGAGCUCCGAGAGCGGAAGGACUGCAGGAAGCAUGAGGAGCAGCUGAGGAGUCCAGAUCAGUGGAGGGAUGGGAGCCCCGCUAGUGUCCUGCCUCUUCUUCACCUUCACUCUCGCCGCAGCGCAGGAGACGGGAUAUUCCCGGGAGGGUGAUGAGAUCCACAUCAAGCCUCCAGACUUUGGUCCUCCAGAGAAGAUAGUCUGGAGGCGUAACGGCAAGGAAGUGGUGACGUUUGACGGCAGAGAGCAGCAGGAGUACCGCCCGUACAGGGACAGAGUGCAGCUGGACUGGCUCUCUGCUGAGCUCCGGAUCAGAGAUGGACAGGUCCAGGACAGUGGGGUGUAUGAGCUGGAGCUUUGGUUCAAGAACCGGGAGAACCUGGUUCAAAACAUGUUCUACCGCUGGGAGGUCAUCGAUGAAGUCUCCAUCACCAGAGUUUCCUGUGAGAUGGUUGGUGACCACCAGGCAAAGCUGCUCUGCUCUGCUGAUUGCAGUCACCCUGAACUGCUGACCUUUGAAUGGAGGUCCAAUGGAACUCAGCAUCCUGGCCCCAACAUGACCCUUCUCCUGGAGGAGCCUGACGACAGGGUGUUCACCUGUCGCGUGAGGAACCCUGUGAGCCAAGACGAAGCCACUCUGGCAGUGAGUCGCUGCUUCCCAGAGACACCAGUGCACCAGUCGGUCGUGCCGAUCGUCGUCGUGCUGUUGGUCAUCGCUCUGCUUCUGAUCCUGGGCUUCGUGUUCCGGAAGAAGCUGAAAGCGCUGUGUGCAGCAACAUCUCCAGCUGACGUGGAAAAACAGGCGGCCAAACAGAGAGAAGCUCCACUCAGACGCGCCCUGAACUUCUUCAGGCUUCCACCUGGGAAAAGUGACGGUUCACCUGGGGAAGAGAACCAGGCCAGAGAAGACCAUCACCUCCUGAAGCCUCGCCCCGACUCGGUCCAUGCAGAGAGCGACCAGGGGGAAGAGGAGAGCCGGUCAGUGAGCAGAGUCCUGACGCUGCCGUCUCACCAGCCUCUGGCUCCUCUGCUCCCCUCAGAGAGUCCCACACCUGGAAGCAGGACGGAGAGGGCUCUGGAGAGGGAGCCCAGGUCAGCCGAGUCAGAUGGAGAGAGUGUGGAGGGAGGAGGGCAGGAGAGCAGACCUGUGGAGGCUGAAGCUGGAUCUCAUGACCUCACCGAGGAGGCUCCAACAGGGUCAGGACUGAACCAAGGAGAUGAAAGUGAGAGAAGUGACAACAGUGUCCUCCUCCCGGAUGGACCUCAGACCAAGGCCUCCACUGAGAGUCCCACAGCAGGAGACUGUGGUCUGGACUCUGAGGGAACCAGGGAGGAGACAGAGUCCAGGUCGGCAGAGUCAGAUGGAGAGAGUGUGGAUGGAGGAGGGCAGGAGAGCAGACCUGCGGAAGCUGGAUCACAUGACCUCACCGAGGAGGCUCCAACAGAGCUGGACACAAAUGCAGGCCACAGUGAAGACACAAAGACCUGUGACCCCAACAGAGCCCACCUCCCUGGCGAUCCAGAACCAGAGACGGAGUCCAGCUCUGGAGGAGGGAGCUGAUCCCAGCAGCAGCAACUGAACCCUCCAACCACAGAAGUCACAGGAGCCGAGGGACGUGCUCAUGUCUCCGCUCAUGAUUCCCUGUACCGGCCCACUGGGGUCUGUCCCAGCUAGUUGGGGACCUAGACACACACACACACACACACACACACACACAGAUGUACAGGUUUAGUCCGCUCUGCUGCGGGAGGCAACAGGAGUGCCGAAGGAAACCGACCCCCACAAGUAUCCAGGAGACCUUUGAGCGGGCUGCAGCGCGGACCACUGCGCCCCCUGCUGCUCACCUCAAACAGCCUUUUGAAA